Messenger RNA from Brenthis ino (lesser marbled fritillary), 1455 nucleotides. The record is from the annotation of a GenBank genome assembly. Lineage: Eukaryota; Metazoa; Arthropoda; Insecta; Lepidoptera; Nymphalidae.
AUGGACAAAGCUUUUGAGAUACAAAAGCAGGCUCGCGAAAAUGUGAAGAGUUUGCAAACGUAUCUAACUGACUUACAGAACUGGGAAAUAGAAAUGAAACGUAAAGAGGCCGCGCUUAACGGUGAAUUUGAGCAGGAACUUCCACCAGUGAGGAGCAAGAGGAAAGAAAGACCUGUUCAAGUCAAGAAAAAGCAAGAGAAACGGAUAACUUCAUCUGAUUACAGUGCUUGGGAAAAAUUUGAUGUGGACAAAGCAUGUGAAGAAGUAGAUAUGGCAGACCUGGGCCCGGUGUCCCUCGACAGUAAGAAAAGUCAACUAGAGAAAACGGAGAAAUUGCGAGAGGAAGCUCAGUAUGAAAAAGAAAGGGGUAACACUUUUGUGAAGCAAGAAAAAUGGGAUGAGGCAAUAUCCUGCUACAACCGUGCAAUUGAGUUGGUGAAAGAUGACGCCAUAUACUAUGCUAAUAGAGGAUUGUGCUAUCUCAAGAAGGAUAGCCUACACCAAGCAGACACAGACUGUACAGAAGCACUACGUUUAGACCCAACUUAUGUGAAGGCUUUGCAAAGGAGAGCAACUGCAAAAGAACGUCUCGGUUCCCUUCGAGCGGCCUCAAACGAUCUGUUGGAAGUGUUGAAGCUAGAACCCCAUAAUGCCGCGGCAAGGCGACAGUUGGAAGCCAUUAAGACCAGAAUGGGGACUAAAGGAUCCAAAUCAAAAUCUUCUCCAUCGACAACGCCAACCACAGAGUCUAAAUCCAUCACAUCCAAACCAAAGUCCCAGCUAAAGAUAGUAGAAAUGUCAGAUGAGCCGAAGAAGGAGUUGAGUGCCGUUGAGAAAUGGAAAAAUGGUGUUAAUGAAAAUAUAACUGUAAUAAGGCCCGUGAAGAAACCUCCACAUUUGAGGUCUAAGAGAGCGUUGAAACAUGUAACAAUCCAGGAAAUUCCGUUAGGCAGAACAUUAUUAGAAAAACAACGGAUGAAAAUAAUAGAAAUAAACAAUUACAACGAUUCUAAUAAUAAUGCUAACAGUGAUUCAAAGAAUAACAAUGAAAUCCCAUACGAAACAGAUGUGGCAAAUAACUUAAAUAUGGUACCACCAAUGAACAGUGUACAGUUUACAUCCGAUUGGAAAUAUUUGAAAGGAAAUGAAGGUGCUAGAAGUGAUUAUAUAAGUAUAAUAAACCCCAUGAAACUACCAUCGAUCUUCGAGAAUGCAUUAGAGAGUGAUGUCCUAUCAGAAGUUAUAGCAACUUUGCACAAUAAUAAGGACAAAUUUCGCCAUAGAACUGUCUCGGCGUACCUCAAGGCUCUAUGCAAGGUCAAAAGGUUCUCGGCGCUCGCUAUGUUCCUUACAGCUGAUGAUAAGAAAUUACUAAACAACCUGUUGGCGCAUUGCAAAGCAGAGGAGAACCUAAGCGACAGUGAAUUGACGGAUUUAACUAAUAAAUAUGAACUC